CCAUGAAACUUUCCACAACGUAAAAUAUAACACGCUGUUCGGUUAACAAUAUGUUAAUAGUAACACGAAUAAAACAUUGUAAUAAUUAAUUAUUAAAUUAAGUCAGAUAUGACAGACGUUUAAAAAAUCAAUUGUAAAAUAAUCUAAUGGAAUGAAUGAGGGGAAGUCAGUUCCGGCAACGGUAUGAUGACGCAAUCACGUCGGCACGCUUUUAAGAACUUCAAAGGUUUUGAUUACGUGAUCUCGGCAACGAUUGGACGCGCUGCUGUCUCACUUCCGUGCCGAUGCACCGAGCAGUCGUUCCGCACAUGCGCAGUGACCUUUUCCGUGUUAAUUUUAUUUACUCUUCUCCAAAAAUCCAAGAUGGCUGCUGUUGUGAGUGGAGCGGUCCCCUCAGCGCAGCGCUAGCCACCGAACAUGGACAAGCGGACAACAUUAACGUGUAGCCAGCCAUCUUUAUUCACUUUAACCCACCCUUGAGGAGUAGGGAGGGAUUAUUUAUAAGAGCAAAAGUUGUGGAACAUCCGGUUGGAGUGUGUUUAGAGCGGGUCGUUUGGAAGUUGUGAGUCUGUGAGAGAGAGGUGAGGUGGCCCUGCUCCAAAUGGCCGAACCCAGAAAAGUCCCCUUUGUCACUCUCUCGGCCUUCACCGCCGCCGCCGCUCCUCCUCCGGGAUCUGAGGCCAGGAAACGGCGCUUGGACGCGGACACCGAGCUGAGCCUGAGCCGGGAGUCGGGACUCGGAGCUCCUGAGGCGGAUGGUUCGGGUAAAGCUCCGGGGCAAAGCGAGUCUGUGCGGAUAAACAUCACCCUGCCGGAGAGCACCGAGCUGAGCUUUCCUGAAUUCAGCUACAGCGAACUGCUCCAGGCUAAGAAGAAUCCUCCUGCUGUCACGCAGACUUGCAACCUGUUUAACGACGAGCAACGAGAGAAACAGGAAGUGGAAGCUCUGGCCAGGAAGUAUGAGAACAAAUAUGGUUCGGGGUGCAGGAGGAAGCGCAAGGAUCGGGUUCAGGAUUUGAUUGAUAUCGGGUUUGGUUAUGAUGAGAGCGACUCGUUCAUCGACAAUUCCGAGGCCUAUGAUGAACUGGUUCCUGCAUCUCUCACCACUAAACUGGGAGGGUUUUACAUCAACACCGGCACGCUACAGUUCCGCACCGCCUCUGAGUCUGAGAGCGACGAUGUAGAGAGGCGCGACAGCAGCAGGGGUGAUGAAGAUUCAGAGGUGAAGAAGAAGAGGAGAAGAGAUGAAGAGGAGCUGGAGGAGAAGAAGAUGACGAAUAACCGACUAACAAAGACAGGCGUGUGUCGUCCGGAGAAGAAGAGGAGGAAGAAGCUGAUGCUGGCGGCGAUGCUGAGACGCUUCGCACGCGAGAAGAAAGAAACCCGCAAACUAAACCCGACUAAUAGCGCACAGCUCCUCCACAGCGACGCCCUGCUCGGAGACCUGACCUCUGACCCCGCGAUGAUGUCACUGCUCACCUCUGCCAGUGAGGGCGAGCUGCAGGAUCUGCUGAAUGACUUGGACUUCAGCGCUCUGGACUCUGUGCCUCAGACUCAGCUCACAGAAAACGGACCGAUGUUCAGGACGGAGAUUGCGUGUCCUCCCCCUCUACCUGAAGGACUCCCCGCCCCGCUGGUCAAACGCAUCGAAGAUCUGCGUGCGGCGUCCAGACAGUUUGAUGAGGAGGGCAGGAAGAAGUUCUUCACCUUGGACAUGAAUAAUAUUUUAUUAGAUAUUGAGCUGCAGGUACAGGAACAGUCUCCCUCCAUUCGCUCUGCUGUGUAUUCUCACCUCGAGGCUUUUGUUCCCUGCAACAAGGAGGCUUUACUGAAACGCCUGAAAAAACUCAGCCUCAACAUCCAGGAUGAUCGUCUCCGUACCCCUCUGCUGAAGCUGAAGUUAGCUGUGUGUAGUGUGAUGCCUGAACAAACAGCCAGAUACCACAUGGACUGUAUGGCCAAAGUAGCAGCCAAGCAGCAUAUGGAGGACGGAGAGAGAAACGCCUCAGAGGAUGAAGAGGAGGAGAAACCGGGGAAACGAGUGAUGGGGCCGAGGAAAAAGUUCAUCUGGGACGACAAACUCCGGACUCUGCUGUGUAACCUGGUGCGGGUGAAGUUGAGGUGUUAUGAGCAGGAGAAGAGUUCUCUCUCUGUAGAAGAUUAUCUCAAAGCUUUCAUGGAGACCGAGGUCAAACCGCUCUGGCCCAAAGGCUGGAUGCAGGCCAGGAUGCUGUUUAAGGAGAGCCUUUCAGUACACGCUCACCUCACAGACCUGGGGAAGAAGAGAAUCAUUUCCACCCCCAGACCUGCGAAAAUAAAGGAAAUGGCAUGGCAACUUGGAGCGGUGCCAGGUGUAAACCCCACCCCUUUCUCUACACACCCGUCCUCAGAGCCAAUCUGCUUGUCUGAUUCGCUAGAUGAGGAUCUGGCCACGAACUCUCUGGACUCCAUCGCCCAGGCUCUGACUCUCCUCAACAAUUCCGCUAAUGGUGUAAACCCAAACACUGCCCCCAGCACCUCCUCUUCCUCUCCUGUCAUAGAAAAACCCCAUACACACACAGUGAGCCCCACCCCUUCCUCACAGUCUUCCACGUCGAAAGACGUCUCUUCAGUGCAAAGACAGACAGUGACGCCUGCUAGUAGACCCAUCAAUGCUAGCAUGAACACCAUGCCCACUGCUAAGCCCCGCCCACCUCCGACAACCACACCUCUCCAGAAGCCGUUUGCCGCAAUCGGGAUGAAGUCCAGCCAAGCCACGCCUCCCGCGGCUCAGAUGAAAACCCCAUCGAACAAAUUGUGUGACAGUGGCACACAACAGCCGAGUUUGAACUCUGUGAGCUUUCAGCAGUUGACCACACCCCCUUCACGGUCAUCGCCCCUCCUCCAGAAAAAGGCCACACCCCCUAGACACCACCAGCAGAGGUUUAUAACACCCAUGCAAGCCACGAUCACAAAGUCUUCCCAAAGUAGCAACUCUCCAAUAAUCAAGCUCACACACCGGCUUCCUGCUCAGACCACGCCUUCUGGCUCUGCCCACCGGCCUCCUGCUCAGACCACACCUUCUGGCUCUGCCCACCGGCUUCCUGCUCAGACCACGCCUUCUGGCUCUGCCCACCGGCUUCCUGCUCAGACCACGCCUUCUGGCUCUGCCCACCGGCCUCCUGCUCAGACCACGUCUUCUGGCUCUGCCCACCGGCUUCCUGCUCAGACCACGCCUUCUGCCUCUGCCCACCGGCCUCCAGUUCAGACCACGCCUUCUGGCUCCGCCCACCGGCCUCCAGUUCAUACCACGCUUUCUGGCUCCGCCCACCGGCCUCCUGCUCAGACCACGCCUUCUGGCUCCACCCACCGGCCUCCUGCUCAGACCACGCCUUCUGGCUCCGCCCACCGGCCUCCUGCUCAGACCACACCUUCUGGCUCCGCCCACCGGCCUCCUGCUCAGACCACGGCUGCUGGCUCCAUCCACCACCCUCCUGCCCAAACCACGCCUUCUGGCUCUGCCCACCGCCCUCCGGCUCAAACCACGCUUCCUGGCUCUGCUCAUCGCCCUCCUGUUCAGACCACACCUCCUGGCCCCACUCACCAACCUCCUGGCUCUGCCCACCGCUCUUCUGUUUCUACUCCCUCCCCUCCUAGUCCUGCCCACCACCCUACUAUUACCACUCCAUCAUCUGGUAAUCGCCCUCCUGCCUCAAAUCCUCAAAAUCUUGCUCCCGCCCACCGAUCCCCUGCUUCAACACUUCCUUCUUCUGGCUCCACCCACCGCCCUUCGGUUUCAACUCCGCCCUCUCCGAGCUCCCACCGCCCAACGGUACAGACUCCUCCGGGUUCCGCCUACCGCCAGUCUGUUCCCACCCCACCUCCUAUCCUUGUUCACCGCUCUCCAGUGACCACGCCUCCUUCUGUUUCCUCGCCUUCCCCUUCCUCCUCCCGCACCUCUGUCCCAACUCCGCCCACCCAGUAUAGCCCUAAAAGUUCAGGAUUCAAACCACCUUUCAGCCCUGGCCCUGUAGCCACGCCCCACACUUCUAGCUUCCAGGACUGUAACCUCACUUCCUCAUCUGUCACAACCAAUCAUGGACAGAGGCAGAGAGCAGUGGGAGGGGCCAGUCAGAGUAACAAGUCUUCAGCCAAUUGUGCCUCGGCCAUGGGACUGCCGUCUCUGUCUGACUCUGCCCUCUUAAAUCAGGUGGCGUCUGUGCCGUUGGGUUUGGGGAUGUUCGGGGGUCUCGUACCUGUCUCACUGCCCUUCCAGUUCCCUCUGCUCAACUUCACCCCGCCCGGUGCAGCCACACACACCCCCAACUCAGGAUACACACUGACGCCGAACCUAUUUAAGAGUUUGCAGUCAGGUGUACAGGCUGCUCUUCCUCCUCACCUGCAGCUUGCUUUCUCAGUUGAUGAAACACUACACCAGUUUUCCUCUUUAAAUGAAACACACCCAGGUCUGUUAACAAAUGCACCGUAUCAUUUCAUCCUUAAUGAAGCAUUUUGUAUUUCUGUGACAUGUGUGUGCAUGUGCAUAUUCACACGAAUAUGACGUGGUCUCAUUUACAUUUAACUACUUUUUCCCCCUCUUUUACAGAGUCGAACCAAAGUCAGGGAGGAGACGUGAAGAGGAAAUGAGACAAGACAUGAAUGUAACCACAAAACCCCCCAUCACAGAGCUGUUAUUAAAUAUAUUCAACAUUCUGUUAUUAGAUUACUAUCAUUAUUAUUAUUAUUCAGACUGUAGACAUGAGGAACUGUGGUUUUGCUUCCGUUGUGUGUGAAGCUUCUGGACCUAAUCGAUUGAAACGACACAAUCCUCCAGGAAAAGAUUUCUCUUACGAACCCCUUCAGACCCCUCAGGCACCAAAAAUAGUACGAAAUAUUGACUCGGAUGGGCAGAGUUACUGUUUUACCCAUCAAUCAUGGCGUCUGGGUGGAGCUAGUGUCGACACCUGAGAUGUUAUAUGUGUGGCUUCGUGUGUGUGUGUGUGUGUGUGUGUGUGUGUGUGUGUGAGCGAGCGAGCUCAUUUAGUGGGAAUUGUUUACAAAAUAAAAAUCCAAAAAGACAAAAAAUAGUGCAAACCCAGAAAUGUAGCAGAGUUAUUCCACUCCAAUCGCCUGAAAUACAAGUCUUUAUACUGACAAUAAUCUGAUUACGGUAGAAUAAUUAAUUUACUGAAAUAUAUUAGAAAUAAAAACUCUGAUGCUGAACACUACGACACCACCAGGGGGCGCUAAAGUGCACAAACGUUUACUAUGAACACUGAAUCAUUUAGUACAGUAGCCUGCAUUUUAGAUUGUGUGGUUUUUUUUUUUCUUCAAUAAAUGUAUCACUAUUUUGAUAUAUUUGUGCAGGUCAUGUGACCACAGGCGUGGAGUCUGAAGGGGGUUUUAGAGCGGCGCAGAGGAGCAAGUGGGUCGUUGUCAUUUCUGAUUUUGUCAGUAUGUUUACAUAAGACCUUAAUCACUGUGGAAGGAAGUGACAUAAUUUAUAUUUGUAUUUAAGUUUGUGCUGCUGGUGCUGUGUGUGUGUGUGUGUGUGUGUGUGUGUGUGUAUGUAUGUAUGUCUGUGACAUUUCUACACGCGCUCUUUAUUCCACCGAACGUUAAAGCAACUUGACGUUGUGUUUGCUGUUUAGCGUUUUAAUAAGUGCUUCAGUUAUUUGAGCUUUAACACAGACAUUUCAGGCUCAUUUGUGAUUUAAUACUUAAAGUUUAUAGAUAGAAAUAUAAAGAUCUCGAUUAUUAUAUGGUGUGUGUGUGAGAGAGAGAGAGCGAGAGAGAGAGACCGUCAUAUCCCUCAGUUGCUCAGUGUUUCGGUGCUGUAGACUCACACUGGACCUUGUUAUGAAACUUGAAGUUGUUUUUAUUUUAUUUUUUUUUAGAGAGAGAGAGAGAGAAAGUGUGUGUAUUUGUGUGUGUGUGUGAGAGAGAUGUGAGCUCAUAUUUGAACGUUUCUUUUCUAAAGGAUUUUUAGUUCAGUGUCACUUUUCAAUCAGGCGUGUGCCGAUAAUCAGUACAACAAUCUAAUCAUGAUCUCAGUCACAAUGUUGCUCUGUUCAUUAAUAAGAAUAAGUAACCCUAGAAGGUAGUGUGCCUAUGUAGGGUGUGAUUUGAAGUGCACUAAAUUGUGUAGCCCAUUAAAAAAAACUGCAUUACACUAGGUAGAGGAUUAAAUAUGGCUGACUUGAUCAUAAACAGCCCUGGGUAGUGCACUGUAUUUCCCACUCUGUCCUAAACGCACUACAUAGGGUUUACAAUAACUUUAUAAGAACGUUAUUCACCCUAAACCCUUUCUAAGCUUGUUCACUACGUGAAGUGCACAUGGAAUAUACCUACCUCUAUAUAUGUAGUGCCCUACAUAAGGUGUAAAGUUAAUACCACUUGUACUCUACACUACUUUAUGUUCACUACACAGGGUAUCAAUAAUGUUUUACACCCUACAUAGUAUAUAAGAUGAAGUGUGCACCCUUAUGCACUACAUAGGGGGUAAAAUAAUGCAUUAUUGCAGAAUGUAAUGUGCGUUUCCUAUGUAAGUGUACGAUGUAGGGGAUUAAAAAAAAAUUCCACUUACACCCUAUGUAGUGUACUAUAGCCAAUAAGGAGCAACAUGGAAGAUUUUACUCUCUACUCCCUACAUAGAGGGAAUGAUGUCCCCUAUACUCUAAAAGUGUGAGAAAGACACAUAACCGGCAGAAAGAAUAUUCGCUGAUUAUCGUUACACGACUGCAAACUGAAACGCCUUCGAUUGUGAGAUUAUAAACUAAUAAACUAUGCAGGACGCUUCAAAUGCAAAAAAAUAAACGCUUCUCAACUGUUAACUCUCUGUGUGUGUGUGUGUGUGUGUGUGUGUGUGAGAGAGAGAGAUAAAUACCUCUGUUUAGUAUCAGCUCUUCCUCUCAAGCCUGUUGUUUUUUGUUUUUAAUUUCUUUUAGACUUUUAGUUUGUUUUAGGAGUUGAACUGAUUGAUGGCCAAAGAUGAUCGCAUUAGUUACACUGUCUGUGUGUGUGGGGGUGUGAGAGUGAGAGAGAGAUAUACUGAACAUGCUAACCUCUGUAGCGUAGCUGAUCUAACUGUGUUGUCGGUAAGUGAAUAAUAUGUGGACAGAAUUUUAAGACUUUAUAAAGUUAUUUUGUUUUUCCUAAAGAAGCUGAUAUGGAAUAAAGCUAUGAGUUUUUUUUUAAAAGUAGAUUAUUUUUGUCUGUGGUUCUGUAAUAAAAAAUGCCAUCAUGA
Ictalurus furcatus (blue catfish) is the source of this 7225-nucleotide messenger RNA. RefSeq names its product ubinuclein 2a (gene ubn2a). Gene Ontology annotation, cellular component: nucleus. The coding region runs from base 602 to 4540 and encodes 1312 amino acids. NCBI's taxonomy places the organism in Eukaryota, Metazoa, Chordata, Actinopteri, Siluriformes, Ictaluridae. The record is from RefSeq and is a predicted model, not a curated record. The transcript is spliced from 17 exons.